Messenger RNA from Egretta garzetta (little egret), 599 nucleotides. RefSeq names its product CDC28 protein kinase regulatory subunit 2 (gene CKS2). NCBI's taxonomy places the organism in Eukaryota, Metazoa, Chordata, Aves, Pelecaniformes, Ardeidae. Gene Ontology annotation, cellular component: SCF ubiquitin ligase complex; cyclin-dependent protein kinase holoenzyme complex. The record is from RefSeq and is a predicted model, not a curated record. The coding region runs from base 1 to 219 and encodes 72 amino acids. Gene Ontology annotation, molecular function: cyclin-dependent protein serine/threonine kinase activator activity; histone binding; protein kinase binding. Gene Ontology annotation, biological process: regulation of mitotic cell cycle. The transcript is spliced from 3 exons.
AUGAUUGGAGUAUGCAGAGCAUUCAUCCCUUCUAGGAAACAUGUCAUGCUGCCAAGAGAACUUUCAAAACAAGUUCCAAAAUCCCAUCUAAUGUCUGAAGAGGAGUGGAGACGACUUGGUGUUCAGCAAAGUCUUGGCUGGGUUCACUAUAUGAUCCAUGAGCCAGAACCACAUAUUCUUCUCUUCAGAAGACCUCUUCCAAAGGAUGAGCAGAAAUGAACCAUUAUCUGGAAAUCUUCUCCUAAAUCAUCUGGAACUAUGUAUAUGAGCAUGUAUAUAUGUUGGUAGUAUUCAGUGAAUACUUUAAAAUGUACAAAACAUACAUCCAUACCUGUGCAUGAGCUGUAUUAUUCACAGCAACAAAGCUCAGUCAAAUGCAAUUUCAAGUAGGCUGCUAUGAUGUUCAAAGAGUGAUGAAGUUAUCUUCUUUACUGUUAAUGUAAGUGCCUAUAUGACUUUUCAUUGAAUUCUGUUUAAUUAAAGUUUACGUAUUGCGUGUUCUGACUAGAUGAUCACUUGUUGCCUGUGUUCAAUAAUUUUUGCACUUGGCUUUUCCGCUGAAGUGUAGCAUGUUCAAAUCCAGUGGCUCACCUGUUUAG